GGCCUUGCGGUGCAUGAUCAAUCACAACAGUUCUAGCUAGCUAGGAACUUGGUUUCAAAGAAUUAAUCAGCAAAUUAACACAAUUUCAAUCAUCAUUCAAUUGUAUUCGUAGCCAUGUCAACCCGUUCCAAAGUAUCAACACCUAGCUCAGGUUUGAUCAGCCAUCAAACACCACUCCACGCACUCCUUGGCGGAGGAAAGAUUGCUGAUGUGUUGCUAUGGACAGACAAGGUAACAUCAGCAGCAGUAGUAGCUGGGUUCUCCAUUGUUUGGUUUCUGUUUGAAGUUGCUGAAUACAAUCUUCUUACUUUGGUUUGUCACACCCUCAUAGCCUUUAUGCUAAUCCUCUUCAUUUGGUACAAUGCAGCUGGACUAGUCACAUGGAGAAUUCCUAAAAUCAACGAUAUUGCAAUCCCAGAAUCCACCAUUAGAUAUUUCCACACAAAGCUCAACUUGUUCUUGAGGAAAUUUUACGAAAUUUCAACUGGCCAAGACCUGAAACUCUUCUUUGUGACAAUAUCUGGUCUCGUGAUCGUUUCAAUUAUUGGGAAUUACUUCACCAUUGCUAAUCUUCUAUACCUCAUGUUUUUGUGCUUCGUGACAGUUCCUGUUAUGUAUGAGCGGUAUGAAUAUGAGGUGGAUUAUCUAGCAAGUAAAGGAAACCAAGACCUGAGGAGAUUGUUCAGCACAUUGGAUUCUAAAUUUCUCAACAAGAUUCCUAGGGGACCUGUCAAAGAAAAGAAGUUCAUGUGAAGUUUAGAUGCUUGAAACAACAUAAAAUUAAAGCAGAUAUGUCCAGUAAUCAAUCUGUGUGCAUGUUGCCAAUUUAAAUGAGUUAUGGCUAUCAAAGAAAUUUAAUCUUUAAAUUAUUUCA
Molecule: messenger RNA, 874 nt
Organism: Lotus japonicus
Lineage: Eukaryota; Viridiplantae; Streptophyta; Magnoliopsida; Fabales; Fabaceae
Product: reticulon-like protein B9
Exons: 5
Coding region: 115-753 (212 amino acids)
Source: RefSeq, a predicted model, not a curated record